AUGUUCUCGAAGCUCGGAUUGACGGUGUUCGCGGCGACGGUGGUGUUCGUGCGUGUGGUGUCGGCGCAGCAGCCCGUGUGGGCCCAGUGCGGCGGUAUUGGAUGGACGGGAUUGACUACCUGCGCUUCUGGAGCAUCCUGCGUUGUGCAAAACGCCUACUACAGCCAGUGUAUCCCGGGGGCCGCGCCCGCGCCGACCACGACGAGCGCGACCACGGCGCCGACGACCGCCCCGCCCGGAAUUGAGAAGGCGAACUUCUGGUUUAGCUUCGGCGAUUCGUACACGCAAACCGACUUCGACCCGGCGAGCACCCCGCCGCAGCCGGGAAACCCGCUCGGAAACCCGCCGUACCCUGGCUUCACCGCGGUCGGAGGCACGAACUGGAUCGACGUCGACACCGUGGUGCACAACAAGUCGCUCAUCCUGACGUGGAACUACGCGUACGGCGGCGCGACGAUCAACGCGUCGCUCGUGCAGCCAUACGAGCCGACGGUGCUGUCGCUCAUCGACCAGGUGAACCAGUUCCUCGGCGGGGCCGCGAAGAAGCCUGCGAACGCGCCGUGGACGAGCGCGAACUCGCUGUUCUCGGUGUGGAUUGGGAUCAACGAUAUCGGCAACAGCUACUACCUGAGUGGCGACCGUGACGCGUUCUCGGACAGCCUCCUCGAUUCGUACUUCGGUCAGGUUGAGGAGCUCUACAACGUCGGCGCGAGGAACUUCCUUUUCAUCAACGUCCCUCCCGUCGACAGGUCGCCGCUGAUGUUAGCACAAGCCGCCUCCGCGCAAGCGCUUGAGAAGCAAGUGAUCGCGGGCUAUAACUCGAAGCUCUCCGCGCGCGUCGCUGCGUUCAAAGCUUCCCACACUGGCGUCAGUACCUGGGAGUGGGAUUCCAACACGGCCUUCGGGACUGUGUUGGACAACCCGACUAAGUACGGAUUCGUGGACGCUACAUCGUUCGGUGGUACAGGCGACUUCUGGGGAAACAACUACCAUUCGUCGAGUGCGGCCCAGGACAUCUGGGGACAGGACGUCGCCAAUGUCCUCGCAGACACGAUUUGGUGA
Molecule: messenger RNA, 1062 nt
Organism: Trametes versicolor FP-101664 SS1
Lineage: Eukaryota; Fungi; Basidiomycota; Agaricomycetes; Polyporales; Polyporaceae
Exons: 13
Coding region: 1-1062 (353 amino acids)
Biological process (GO): carbohydrate metabolic process
Cellular component (GO): extracellular region
Molecular function (GO): cellulose binding; hydrolase activity, acting on ester bonds
Source: RefSeq, a predicted model, not a curated record